This is a messenger RNA of Fulvia fulva, 918 nucleotides long. RefSeq names its product rRNA-processing protein utp23. The transcript has a single exon. Gene Ontology annotation, molecular function: small ribosomal subunit rRNA binding. Lineage: Eukaryota; Fungi; Ascomycota; Dothideomycetes; Mycosphaerellales; Mycosphaerellaceae. The coding region runs from base 1 to 918 and encodes 305 amino acids. The record is from RefSeq and is a predicted model, not a curated record. Gene Ontology annotation, cellular component: small-subunit processome; nucleolus.
AUGAAGGGCAAACGCUCCAAACAAUACCGCAAACUUAUGCACCAAUACCAACUCACAUUCUCCCUCCGCGAACCAUACCAAGUGCUCUUCGACGCCGCCAUAAUCAAAGAUGCAGCUCGCUUCAAGAUGAAGCUCGGGCAAAUGCUGGAGAACACACUACACGGCGAGAUCAAGCCUAUGAUAUCGCAGUGCUGUAUACGACACCUGUACAACGAACCUCAAUCACCUGAUAAAGAUGCAUGGAUCGAGACAGCAAAGCAAGCAGAGCGACGAAGAUGUGGACAUCACGAGUUGGAGAAGCCGCUGAGUGCGUUGGAGUGUAUCAUGAGCUGUGUGGAUCCGAAGGACUCGGGCAACAAUAAGAACAAGUAUGUUGUUGCGACGCAGGAGUUGGAGAUUAGGCAGAAGUUGAGGGCGAUACCGGGCGUGCCGUUGGUGUACAUCAACAGAUCUGUCAUGAUUUUAGAACCGAUGGCGUCGACAUCAGAGAAGGUCAAGGAGGUUGAGGAGAAGGCGAAGAUCAGAGCCGGCUUGAAGACGAGGAGAGGCGCAACUCUAGCCGGUGCUGGCGAGAAGCGUAAGAGGGACGAUGAGGGAGGUGAAGAUGGAGAUCAGGCGGAAGGCGGAGCAGAGCCUGCGAAGAAGAAGCCGAAGGCAAAAGGCCCGAAAGGACCAAACCCGCUGGCGGUGAAGAAGGCCAAGAAGGAGAAGCCGAAGACUGUUGGCAAGCAGGUUGAGGAGGAGAGGUCUGUCCUGCGAAAGGCUGCGAAGCAAGAUCCACAAGCGUCCGAGAAAGCACGAAGCGCGGAAACUGUGGUGGCGGUUGAUGCAGAUGGUGCAGCAGAUGCGACACGGAAGCGCAAGCGGAAAAGGAAGCCAAAAGAUGCUGCUGCCGUCGAGGAUGCUGGAGAAGAGUGA